Molecule: messenger RNA, 662 nt
Organism: Meloidogyne enterolobii
Lineage: Eukaryota; Metazoa; Nematoda; Chromadorea; Rhabditida; Meloidogynidae
Source: the annotation of a GenBank genome assembly
UUUCUAAUGAAUGGUUGUUGGGUUCACCCGAAGGACUUUCACCUUUUGCCCAAUUUAAUGGUAAAUACAUUUAUGGAUCUGAAAAUAUAAUCAAAGAAAUGCAGAAAUGGCAAAGAAAAAAUAAUAAAAAACAAAAAAAGAAAAAAUCUCGAAAAACUAAGAAGGCAGAAAAUGAGAUAAAAGGAGAAGAAAUUAUUGAAAAAAAUAUUAGUAUAGCCCCUCUUGAUAAAAAGUCGUAUAAAAACAGCGAGAAAAUUAUAAAUAUGGCUGAAGGCCUGCUUUACGAUAUUUUACUCUGCGACCGUGUCAAUUGUAAUAAAAAGAAGGAAACAUCGGAAUUAAGUAAUACAAGCACAAGUGCUUCAAAAGGAGGACUUGAAUUUUUAAUGACAGAUCCAGGAGUUCGAGAACAAGUUAUCCCAGCAAUGGCAAUGUCAGAUCUUAAAUUGGAUUUAGGAAUAGAUUUUGGAAUUGGAACUUCAUUUACUGUUAAAGGGAUAGAAACUGAACAUAAUUUUAUUCUUAAAGGAGUGUAUGAAGAAUUUUGGCGAGAUUAUUUUGAAUUAGCACGCAUUAAUGGGGAAGAAAUUAAUGAAAAGAAAAUGAAAAAGAUGAAACAAGUUGUGGAUGAAAGUUUGGAUGAUGAAAGUAAUUUUAAUUAA